CAUCUAGACUCCGGCUCGCGUAGGUUUUGUACCAGUGCGUGUACGUGACGAAAAUUAAACGGGAAUUAAAGAAAAAUUUAUGAGACUAAUAAAUAUGACAAUAAUCACUGCUGUUUUCGUCCCGUGGACCGUAUGGAUCUUCGUUACAUUGGUGCACUCAUCCGAAGGGCGACAAGCGAGGAAUCUAUUACUGGGACAGACAUCGGGUCAUCAUCACGACUCCGAAUUGCCCCGAUUCGCCGAGGAAAUCCAAAACGUGACAGUAAGCGUGGGACGUGAUGCCCUGUUGGCGUGCGUGGUGGAUAACCUACGACAUUAUAAGGUGGCAUGGGUGCGCGUCGACACGCAAACUAUAUUGUCGAUUCAUCAGAAUGUAAUUACUCAGAAUCCCCGAAUCACAUUAUCGUACAAUGAUCAUCGCUCGUGGUAUCUUCAUAUAAAAGAAGUUCAAGAAGUUGAUCGCGGAUGGUACAUGUGCCAGGUGAAUACGGAUCCAAUGAAGAGUCGUCAGGGUUACGUACAAGUUGUAGUACCACCAUCAAUUAUUACCAAAGAAACUAGCACCGACAUGGUGGUCCGCGAAGCUUCUAAUGUGACGUUGACGUGCAAAGCGACCGGAUAUCCGGAGCCUUACGUCAUGUGGCGACGGGAGGAUGGCCAGAACAUAAAUUAUAAUGGCGAGAGUGUGAAUGUCGUGGAUGGCGAAGUGCUGCAUAUCGUGAAGAUAAGCCGUCUUCACAUGGGGGCUUAUUUAUGCAUAGCUUCAAACGGCGUUCCGCCAUCGGUGAGCAAGCGCGUCUCGCUACGUGUGCAAUUUCCACCCAUGCUGUCUAUUCCAAAUCAGUUGGAAGGAGCGUAUAUUGGGCAAGACGUUGUUCUUGAGUGUCACACGGAAGCUUAUCCGAACUCGAUAAAUUAUUGGACAACCGAACGCGGCGACAUGAUAGUCUCUGGCAAUUCUGUUUCAGGCGACAAGUACGAGGCGGUAGCCACCGACAGUGGUUACAACAGGUACAUGAUACUAAAGAUAAGGAACGUCGGACCGAGAGAUUUUGGUUCGUAUAAAUGCAUCGCACAAAAUUCACUUGGCGGGACAGAUGGUGUCAUCAAGUUAGACGAAAUCCCAGCUCCGUCGACAACAACGACGACACAGCAGCCGUAUGACGUAACAUCAGCGCACAAGAAUGGUAGAAACAGUAACAAGAAAUCACUACAUCCUAACGACUACGAGGUCGAGGAAUGGCGAAAUCCAGACCACAGUAGGGAUCUGUUUCCAGAUUACGGCCCGGCGUCGAUGAGGCCACCGGGUGAGCUGCCGGACGUUCAUAGCCCGGGCGUGUCCCAUCAUGUGCCGCUCGUCCUUCUACUCUCUUCGAGCCUCCUGUCAUUGCUGAUACCGGUUAUCCGAAGGUGAUUCUUACGUCGCAGGAACGGGGCUUCCAGUUCUAGUGUUUAUUGGUGGGCAACCAGGCCGGAGACAGCCGGUGCGCGCGCGGUUACUGGUUUUCAGUGUGCCGUCUCCGGACAAGUGACGGACGAGUGCGACGAAACGGGCCGCGCUUAAAAUUAUUUUCGUACUAAAAGUAAACUUAUACAGAGAGAAAAAAGCGCAGAGAAGAUAUAUAUAAUAUAUAUAUAUAUAUAAAUAUAUGAAUAUAUAUAUAAAAUAUGUCGUGUAAGUAUAUAUGCGGUGAGUACGAAGUUACGUAUAGGCUUUCUCGACUGAUCGGCGCUUGUGUGAAAAUAGCGCGUCUCGGUUCCUCUAUGUACGGACAAGCUUCUCGUGUUUUGCGACCGAUUGGACGCAUCUCGCUCUUGAACGAAAACGUCAAGGAGGAACGCGCUGCGGCGCGUACAUUGAGAGAGAACCGUCAUCCGCGAUGUCCUUUUACCGGGUGAUCCCGCUUUGAAUAGCUUUGGAGAUUGGGAAUACACUUAGUCCGCGAGGAAACCGAUGGAAAUUCGGGACAUCUUGAUGAUUCCCCCAUCCGGCGCGCUCGUGUCCGCCUCUUCUUUUCUACCUUUCGAAGCGGAAUAUUAGAUUAAUAAAACUUGAUAAUUCGGACACAAUCUAAAUUUAUUCAAAUUCAUUCUGGUACAUGACCCCCGUUAUGUCUCCCUCUACGUGCAACACCCAAAAAUAUCUCACGAUUGACCGCAUAUAUUAGUGUAACGUUCUCCGAACCCCGCACGACCAUUCGCCAACUAUUGCUCCCGUUAUAUUUGCAACUCAUAUUCAUCGGAUACGUGAAGUGAAACGUCAUGUACAUUUGCUGUAAUUUGCUGAAUCGUUCAGUAACCAUUAGGCGCUGAUUAAUAGUUUCCUUUAAAAAAAAAAAAAUCGAGCGAAAUUGACACACUUUCUCAUCGACACUUUUAUGUUACGCGUUUUCGCCAUAUCACGAGAAAGACGAGGGAACUGUAUUCAGUAAAUAUACAUAUACGUAUACAUAAACGGUAAAAAACAAAUAUAAAUAUAUAUAUAGAUAUAUAUACACAUACGUACGGAUCGUAGUUGUGUCGAGACACAUCGCUCGAUAAUCUCGUAAUUAGCUGUUCGACUGAUAAGGAGUGCAAGUAUAAUUCGAUGCGUGCAUGAUCCUACAUGCGUUUCGCGUGGUGCGACUGCUAACGGAAUUCGAAAGUCUGUAAGUUCGCGCCCGAGUAUGUGUGUCCUGGGGAAAGAAUUAACGCUAGACAUCAAGUAGCCUCGAAUCAUCGACGACGGUGACGCAGAGAGCUUCGUGGCUUCUUUUUGCGCGAUUAUGACAUUUCGAUAGAGCAAAGUACGGUAUUUCCAUCGCGAUUGCGCGACCAAAUAAGGUUUAUCAGAAACGGUAAGAAUCCAGAAAGGUUCGACGCGUACUCUUACGAUUAAUGUUGAAUGUAGGGCAUUCAUGUAUAAAUAUCUCUUUCUCGUUUUCGAAUCGCUGUUCUCAGAAAAUUGAUUGGCAUCUCCAAAAGCGGAUUCUCAUAUUCGCGCAAAUUCCUAUUUUUCACUUCUUAUUUUGUCCAUCGCGUGACGCGAAUGUACGGCUAUUACGGGCAUACAUACGUAGGGAAAUGCUCUGCGACGCUUCAACCACUUUGAAUCUCCUCUUACGUUGUACCUGAUCAUAUCAUGAAUUGCCACCAUGCCGUUCGAUCUCAGGCGAAACGGAUGUGACAUGUUAUGCGCCUUUCCCUGUUAAUUCUGUAAAUAUUGUAGAUACGUUGUGCUGUGAUCAGUCUGGAUCGUCGUCUUUGAAAGGAUGACUCGAGGCUGCGCUUGUUAAACCGAGUGUAGAAGGCGAGUGUUGUGAAUAUUAUAUACUGUUUGAGAUGAUACGGCGGUAUUCGUAACGAUAACGUCGUUCAGUAGAAUACCAAUGAGGCUGCAGCGAUCGUAGCUAUAUCUCAAAUUAAGUUAUGAUAAUGUUAUUAAUGUAUCAUGUCCGACGAUUUCACUAUGUCAAACCAUUUUUAUGUACCGGUGCAUCAUCCCAGAUGAGCCGCGAACCGAUGAUUAGAUAUAGAUAGUGGAACUGUCGGCCUGUAUAUCUUAAUAAAUCGAGUACAUGACUGCCAUUA
Solenopsis invicta (red fire ant) is the source of this 3570-nucleotide messenger RNA. It is a transcript of the gene DIP-kappa, whose product is annotated as neurotrimin. Gene Ontology annotation, cellular component: neuron projection. NCBI's taxonomy places the organism in Eukaryota, Metazoa, Arthropoda, Insecta, Hymenoptera, Formicidae. Bases 80 to 1414 code for a protein of 444 amino acids. The transcript has 11 exons. The record is from RefSeq and is a predicted model, not a curated record.